Daucus carota subsp. sativus is the source of this 2571-nucleotide messenger RNA. RefSeq names its product acyl-CoA-binding domain-containing protein 4. Gene Ontology annotation, molecular function: protein binding. The coding region runs from base 214 to 2367 and encodes 717 amino acids. The record is from RefSeq and is a predicted model, not a curated record. NCBI's taxonomy places the organism in Eukaryota, Viridiplantae, Streptophyta, Magnoliopsida, Apiales, Apiaceae. The transcript has 17 exons.
AAUCCCAAGUACAUACAAAAGACAAAUCACUUUUGCUAACCUGCGCCCACUAGACACACACACAAACAUAUUUGUGUGUAUAUCUCUACUGGUAAAUAGCUGUCAAGAUUAGGAGGAGUGAGCUGAGAACCAUCAAAACGACAGUGUAGUUGUCGUUUUGAUCCCCCUUGUUUUAGUGUGAGUUGGAACCCUAGCUUUGAGUGAAGUUUAUUAAUGUACAGGAAGAUGUUUGGGUUUUCAAGGAGAAGAAUGAAGAUUGGGAGAUUGAAAGUUCAGCUUUCGGAUUCGGCUCAGGGGACACCCAUAAGACACCCUAAACGCAUGAGCAACUCUAAUUCUAAUAGUGAAAGUAGUGCAGCUGCAACAAAUAAUCCUGAUGAGACUAACUGCCAGCCUUUAUCUGCGGCUCCUGAACUUAGUAGUUGCACUUCAGGGAACAGUGAGAAUUGGAUGGUGUUAUCAACUUCUGGGGACAAGCCUGCACCACGUCUAAAUCAUGCUGCAGCUGUUAUUGGGAACAAGAUGGUGGUGGUUGGUGGGGAAUCUGGACAUGGAUUGUUAGAGGAUGUUCAGGUUUUUAACUUCGACAGAUUUUCAUGGACCACUGCUUCAUCAAAGUUAUACCUUUCUCCAACUAGUCUACCGCUGAAGAUACCUGCAUGCAAGGGUCAUAGUUUGGUGUCUUGGGGGAAGAAGGCGCUGAUGGUUGGUGGAAAAACUGAUCCAGCAAGUGAUCGAAUUUCAGUGUGGGCAUUUGACACAGAAACAGAAUGCUGGUCACUUAUGGAAGCCAAGGGAGAUAUUCCGGCAGCUCGCAGUGGUCACACAGUAGUUAGGGCUAGCUCUGUUUUGAUUCUUUUUGGCGGUGAAGAUGCUAAACGUAGGAAACUAAAUGAUCUACAUAUGUUUGAUUUGAAGUCUUUGACAUGGCUUCCCCUCCAAAGCAAAGGGACUAUACCGUGCCCAAGAUCCAAUCACGUUGCAGCUCUUCAUGAAGAUAAAACACUUCUAAUUUUUGGCGGAGCAACAAAGUCUAGAACGCUAAAUGAUCUGUUCUCGCUUGACUUUGAGACGAUGAUAUGGUCAAGAAUUAAAAUACGAACUUUCCAUCCAUCACCUAGGGCUGGUUGUUGUGGUGUUCUGUUUGGAACAAAAUGGUACAUUGCUGGUGGUGGCAGCCGUAAAAAACGGCAUGCAGAGACUCUAGUAUUUGAUGUCUUGAAACAAGAGUGGUCUGUUGCUGUUGCAUCGCAGCAAUCUUCUAUCACCAGCAACAAGGGAUUUAGCCUUGUGCUUGUUCAGAACAAGGAAAGAGGAGACUUCCUUGUUGCAUUUGGGGGAUCCAAAAAGGAACCAUCUGAUCAGGUUGAAGUGCUGACCAUUGAAAGAAAUGAAUCAGUUGCAGGGAGGCGCUUGGCUCCUACUAAACCUAAAGUGCCAUUGACACAUGAUAAUCGCUCAUCAGUAGGUCCAGCUACACUAGGAAGCAAUAAUUUACAUGCUCCACUAGAUUCUGUUGGGAGACAAAACAUAGCAUCUGCAAUUGACCAACAUGGUUCAGGGAGAAGGUCUUUGUCGGAGUCCUUGCUCUCUCAUCCAAAUCCUGGCAAUGUGUCUCUCCGAAAGCAACUUCAUAAUGAGGACGAGAGAUUGGUCAUGAAGAUAACACAGAACUGGGAAGAUGAAACUUCACAGGUGAUUGAGCACACAAGGAAACAAUCAGAAGCCGGUAUUCAGGCAAACUCUGGUGGCGGUAAAAUCAGUUGGGAAGAGACGUCGUCAAUAUCCGAGCCUGAAAACUUGGACACGCUUGUUAAAAAUGUAAACGUGAGCCUUUUGUCCGAUAGUAUUAACGUAGUUGAAGUCCAAGAAUCUGAAGGCAAAUCAGGCCAAUUUCCAGCUCAACCAAGUGCAUAUCAGGUGUAUGAAGCUAAACUGGCUGCCUUGUCUAAAAAGAACGGAAUUCUGGAAGGACAAUUGGCUGUUGCAUCAGGUAGCCGGGAAGCUGCUGAGAAGAACUUGUCUAAUGUUCUGAGAAGCAAACAGGAAAUGGAAAGAAAAUUAGCCGAAACAAUAAAGGAGAAUGAAAUGCUAAGAGAAAAGCUGACCACAAUAGAAUUGUCACAAGAAGAGGCCAACAGCCUAUCAAAUAUUGUCCACUCUGACAAUGUAAGGCUUGAGCAUGACGUAGCUUUUCUCAAGGCGGUGCUGGAUGAUACUCAGAAGGAGCUUCAUUCGACUAGAGGAGUCCUUGCUGGGGAAAGAGCAAGAGCAUUUCAACUGCAGGUAGAAGUUUUUCAUCUCAAGCAAAGAUUGCAGUCACUGGAGAAUCGAGCACCAACUCCCAGAAAACCAUUCCAUGUCUAGGACUUGCAGUAUCGAUUACAGUAAUUGACAUAGUUGCUGGAGCUAAUUUCUUGGGAUCUAGAGUAUCUCGUGAACUUGUAAAUUGUAAAUUAGAGAAACUCAUCCCAUUAUGUAUAUUCGAGACAGAAUUGCAAAUCUCAAAUGUGUCAUCCCCGGAAUGCUUUUGAUACUUCUAGUUAUCAAAUUAUUUGGUUGACGAGUAAA